AUGUCUACUAUUCUCGUCACGGGAGGAAAUCGAGGCAUCGGCUUCGGCAUCGCCCAGGCCCUCGCAAAUCGGAUACCUUCGUCCACCAUCAUCUUGGCCUGCAGAAACCUUGCAAGUGGCCGUGAGGCAAUCGACCAAUUGCGAGGACAGGGCAUCUCAUCCAAGCUGGAUGCAGUCCAGCUUGACAUUGAAGAUAUCCAGAGCAUCACGACGGCGGUCGAGGCUGUCAACGACCGAUAUGGAAAGCUGGACGGUGCGUAUAUCGAGAAAUCACCUUGUGCUUCCUGUUACCUGUACAACAUUCAGCUCAUGCAAUUUGCCGUCUUAUUGCUAGUGCUCAUCAACAAUGCUGCGAGCCUUGAGAUGCCCCAAACUCAGGAUCUCGCCGAGCUGAGGGACUGCUCCAACAUCAACUUCAACCGCUGCGUCACAUCCAACAUCCUUGUGACCAAGGCGUUUGUUCCGCUACUCAGAAAGAGCCCUUGGCCGAGAGUCAUCAUGAACUCCAGCGCCAGAGGAAGUCUCGGUCGCACAGCAAGCAGAGAGCUUCCGCCUGUGGCUCUGAUCGAUUACUGCGUGUGCAAGGCCGCGCUCAACAUGCUGACGCUGCAUUAUCAGAUAAACGAGGACAACUACAAGGACGGUGGGGAAAAGAUCACCUUCUGGAGCGUCAGCCCUGGCCACACGAAGACGGCCUUCAACAACUAUCAGGGGAAGAAGGAUCCCGUGGAUAGUGCCGAGGCAUUCGUACGGCUGCUGGAAUCUGAAAAGGGCGCCAUCGAGCCGGGGACUUUUUGGGAGUACGAGACUGGCAAGUUUCAAGUCGUGCCCUGCCGCGUUCCACCGGCCGCGGCUUAUACCACAUCUAUGCCCAACGCUCCUCGCCUGACCUGUAGGACGAUUCCCGUCGAGCCUGGCCAGCUUCCGGCACCAGCAACUAAGCUCGUCAUCACUCAGGUGCUCCAAGCCAGUCAGGAUUCUCAGUUCUGGGCGUUGAUCACCGUGGGGGCGUUUUACGAUAGCCAAGAUCGCAUCAUUUGGAGCACAGAGCAGUUUGCCGCCCGCGUCGGCACUGACUCCGAGUCGGACGAGGAGGAAGAAGCUUCCGAGGCGGAGGCAGAGACGGGGCGUGAGUCUGAGGCCGAGCUUGAAGCUGAAGCUGAAGCUACGCUCGAGUCUGCGACUGAAUCUACGAUUGAACCUAGUUCACCACCUGGUACGUUAAUCACGUUCAUUCUCUGGCAAUUCAUCAGCCCGUAUCACCUAGCUUUCGAGCUCGCCACCCUGAACCGUACUGGCAACACCCUAUCAGCGCGUAUCGAGGCUAUAAUAACCACGAAUCGGCCUUCUCUCCCUCUCGGGGCCCGCCUCAUUCUCAUCUUCGCCCCCAUUACCACGCUCACGCCCACGCCCACCCUUGUCCUCAUCACUUUCCUCACUCCUAUACCCACUCGUAUCCUCACCAGCCUCACAUCCACUACGUCGCUGCGCCCAGCUACCCAGCACCGUCACCACCUAUUGGCAGCCCACCUGCUGGCUGGAAUCCCGUCUUCUCCGGUCCUGUCCCAGGACACUGGCAAGCGUCCCUUACCGCAGACCAUGUCCGGCGGUUGGAAUCCGUUGACAGGCCGCGACUCCGGCUCCGGCCGCCCCGCCUAUGCUCCGUACGGAGCCCCUCAGCCGGCCCAAGGCCAAGCAUACAUUCCUCAUGCUGGCGGGCCCGGCUACUCCUUUGGUACGGCGCCUCAGCACAGCGCUUGGCCCAACAUGACUUACGGAUACUAUCCUCUAGCCGCCUCCCAAGGCGUCCCUCAGUAUGUCGUGCCCGGAGCCGGCUACCCUCCCACCCAGGGACCAACUGCCGGCUAUUACACGCAGCAGACCUACUCCUACCAGCCCAACGGCACGGGCAACAUGCUCCCUCGCCAGCCUCAGCCAUACCCCAACAUCGAUCCCACCAUGCCGGCCGCCCAGAUGACCAACACGACCGGCGGCACGGGCUGCGAGCCCGGCUACAACUACUUCUUCCCCGCGGAGCACACAAAGGCCCACGUCUUCAAGACGAACACGCCGCCCUGGCAGCUCCCGCCCACGGCACAGAUCCCCUUCAAGGCGGCGCACAUCCCGUGCAACACCACCAUGGCGGAGCUGCUCAAGGGCUUCGGCUGCACCAACGCGACGCCCAAGAAGAACAAGUGCUUCGAGGUCGUCAGCGGCGGAGGUGGCAAGUGGUACAAGGGCCUGGAGGUCAACGGCGCGGACAAGGACAUGCUGAAGAAGACGAUCAAGGACGUGGGAUGGGAUCCUACGAGGACUGGCAAUCCGAAUGAGAAGCCUGUUGUCUGCUUGUGGUUCUGCCGAGACUGA
Trichoderma aggressivum f. europaeum is the source of this 2367-nucleotide messenger RNA. RefSeq lists its product as uncharacterized. The transcript has 5 exons. Gene Ontology annotation, cellular component: cytoplasm. The record is from RefSeq and is a predicted model, not a curated record. Gene Ontology annotation, biological process: secondary metabolic process. NCBI's taxonomy places the organism in Eukaryota, Fungi, Ascomycota, Sordariomycetes, Hypocreales, Hypocreaceae. The coding region runs from base 1 to 2367 and encodes 788 amino acids. Gene Ontology annotation, molecular function: oxidoreductase activity.